Molecule: messenger RNA, 2062 nt
Organism: Erythranthe guttata (spotted monkey flower)
Lineage: Eukaryota; Viridiplantae; Streptophyta; Magnoliopsida; Lamiales; Phrymaceae
Product: AT-hook motif nuclear-localized protein 5
Molecular function (GO): minor groove of adenine-thymine-rich DNA binding
Source: RefSeq, a predicted model, not a curated record
GGUAUUGCUUGAGUUAUGAACAAGAAAAAGAGUGUUGUGACUUUAAUUCAAAAGCUCAUCACAAUUUUCUAUUUCAUCCAACUUUUUUGUCAUUACCCUCCUCCCCCCCUCCCUCUUUCCCAAAACCCCCCUCUCUCUCACCUCUCUCUCUCUCUACAUUUCAAAUCUAGGGUUUCAUUUCUUCUCCAUUUAUUCAAUUUUCUUUGAUGUUCUUGACUGCAGUUGAAGAGGGGUUGAAUCUUUUGAGCUGAAACUUUUGACUGGGUUAGUUUAGAUAUGGAUACUGUCCACAUUUUUCAGAGUAAGCUUUUGAUUUGAGUGUGUCAAGAUUCAAUUUUUAUGAGCCCCUUUGCUUUCUUUUGAGUUGUUUUUGUAAGAUUAGGAAGUUUCUUGAUUUCUUGAUUCAUUUCAUUGUUUUGUUUCCCCUCGUGUAAAGUAAAACCCAUGUUAACUAUGUUGCCUAGUUCAACUUUCUUUAUUAGGGUUUAGUUGUGAUUUAGGAUUAAAAAAAAAAAAAAGGAAAUAAAAAUUGGAUCUUUAGUUGAAUUUUAGCUAGUAAAUGCAUGGAUGGGAGAGAAGGGAUGACACUACAAGGUUCGCCUUCAUAUUACCUCAACAGAGCUGGUAUUGGUGGCUCCGCCGCUUCAGCUCCCAGCCCUAAUUUCCACCACGGCGGAGGCGGCGGCGCCGCCUCUCAUCAGGCCGCCGGAAUACAUCCAUCCCUGGUUUUCAAGAAUCUUCCAAAUCCCAACAUCAUUCCACCUCAGCCCAAUAAUGUAGUAGGUGUCGGAGGUGGCGGUGGCGGCGGCGGCUCGGUAGUAACUGGUCAACCGUCUUUCCACAUUGAGAACCCGCCGCCCAAUUUCCACCAUGGCAGAAGCAUGGCUAUUGUGCCCGCUCCGUCGCAGGGCGGCGAACCGGUGAAGAAGAAGAGGGGCAGGCCAAGGAAAUAUGCCCCAGAUGGGGCCAACACUUCUUUAGGGCUGUCCCCAUUGUCGGCCACCAAACGCUCCUCCGCUGUGGAAAGUUCCGGUGAAAAAUCGAAGAGGGGGCGGCCCCCUGGUUCUGGAUGGAAACAGCAGCUUGCUCCUCUUGGGGAUUGGAUGAAUAGUUCAGCUGGACUAGCCUUUACGCCACACGUCUUGCAUGUCGGAAUCGGAGAGGACAUUGCGGCAAAAUUGCUGGCAUUUGCGCAACAAAGGUCAAGAGCCUUAUGCGUAAUGUCGGCUACUGGUUCGGUUUCUUCAAUAACAUUACGCCAACCUACCUCUGCUGCCACUGUUACAUACGAGGGCCGUUUCGAGAUACUAUGCUUGUCCGGUUCUUACCUGGUUUCCGAAAAUGGUGGUCCCCACAACCGGAUUGGCGGUAUUAGCAUUUCUGUAUGUAGUCCCGAUGGGCAUAUGAUCGGUGGUGCAAUAGGCGGUCGCCUCAUUGCUGCAAAUCCAGUGCAGGUGGUUGCAUGCAGUUUUAUAUACGGCGGUGGUAAUAACAAACCUAAGAGCAUUUCGGGAUCCAAAGACGAAAAACUUCUGAUGCUGGAGCAUUCUUCAGACAAGUCUUUAACUCCGGCAACAACAAAAGGAGCCUCUACGCAAAGUUAUAACCCUAAUCCCGGAACGAGCGCUUGGCCGCCAAUUUCAAGGCCAGAGGUAAGAAAUUCCGGGAUAAAUAUCGAUCUGAUGCGAGGUUGAAGAUAUGUGAUACAACGACAGGCGGGUGACAGACAGUUUCUGUAUAUACGUGUUGUUGUAAGUAAAUGAAAAGAUGCCGUGUGGGGGAAGGGAAUCUAAUCUACCGAACGUGAGUGGGGUUUGUGUGCUAACAUCCUUGUAACAAAGUUUCGACUUGUAUUAUUAGGUUUGUUGAGAAGUAGCCGGCAAACGAAAACGUGUUAGAAAGGUGGUGUAUUGAUAUUUAUCUGUUGUAGGUUUUGUUAGUAAAUUGGUGGGAUUUGUUGUCUCUUGGUCUUCUGCACUCACUGUUGUAACCCUAAUUUGAUUGUGUGUUGUAACUUGGAUUUUUAGGGCUAGUAAUUUGAGUUUGGCUUCUCAUUUGAUAU